UACACAUCUCCAGGACUUGGAAUCCUGAUUCUUCACUAUCAAGUGUUUCAAACCGUAUAGAGUGGACCGAAAUUCAGGCCCAAUUCUCGUUUUGUUGGGCCUUAACGAUUUUCGGCUCUUUAACGAGUCAGCUUCGAUAGGUAAACAUACACUACUAAUGGUCUGUUUUUCCGUUUGAAGCAAUAAGCACAGAAACAGAGAGACACUCUGUUUUUGUAAAUUUUUGCAACAAAAAGACUAAAACCUCUUCACCAAAACAAUGAGCUCUGCGGUCAUAAAUGUCCCAAGAGCUUGUUUCACUUUAUCUUUUCAGAGCUAGGGUUUUCAGGUUGCGGCUACAAGCAAAAAAAAAAAGACGGUGACGAAACAAUGAAGCCAGUUACUCCUCCUGUGGAUGAUUCUCUGCCAAAGUUCUUCAGAGUGUACAUGCCUGGUAUAUCUGGAGAUGAUAUGGAGUUACCUGUUUCUUUCAACAGCUUCUUACCAACGCCUCUGCCUAAAUACGUAACGCUUAAAAGUAUUUACGGAAAGAUUUGGAAGAUGGCCUUGAGGAGAUGUGUUGGUGACGUUGAGAGAAGAUACGUUCUGCUUAACGGGUGGAAGAGGAUAGCAAAGGACGAGUCUCUGACAAGUGGAAACGUGCUGGAGUUUGAGUUCGACGGCUCACAGUGUUUCAAGUUCUGUAUCUACGAGUCUCCCACCAUGUGUAAAAGACUCGCAAGAACUUCAGUGCAAAGCGAAGAAGAAACAGAAGAGGCUGAGGCUGAUGAUGUGUUAGUUCUUAGUGAUGAUGAUGAUGAUGAUGAUUCUCAAGAUGCUGAUUACAAUUGUGCUGAUGAUGAUAAUGAUGAUGUUAUUCUCGAUGAUGAUGAUGUUUCUGCUGCUGAUGAUGAUGAAGAUGUUGUAACGCUUGAUGGUUCUGAUGAUGAUGAUGAUACUGAGGCAAACCAUGAUGAUGAAAGACGAUAUCUGGAUGAUCGCAGCAACGCCUUCUUUCCAGUUACAAUAAACCCGAAGAAGAUAAGCCAACUGCGCAUACCGACUAAGGUUAUCAAAGACUUCGGCUUAAACUUCUCUGAGAGUAUAACUCUCGUCGAUCCACUCGUGAAGAAGUUCGGGAAGCUGCCGACGAAGAUCAAGAUUCAGACGAAUAACAGUGUGUUUAUCAAAGGGUAUGGAGCUGUAAUAAGAAGGAACGGCCUGACGUCGGCGGACAAAAUGAUAUGCGAGAUAAAAAAGGCCGGUAGUAACAACAUGGUUCACACCAUCAAGUUUCACAUCAUCAAGUAGUCUGCUCAUCUUAUAUGAGUCUUGUGCCUAGUAGUUGAAUGUUUAUGGCUUAUCUUGUUAAGAUGCCAAGGUUAAAUCAAAACUAUGUUUGUGUUGUGUCUUGUUUAGCUACUUUUAGUGGUAUCUAUCUUAUUAAUUCAAGACUUGCUGUUGUGUUGAGUUCGUUUAUGUUGUGGUGUGUGUUGUUUUAGCUACUUCUAGUUUCUGAAUCUUUAAUCAUAUCUG
This is a messenger RNA of Raphanus sativus (radish), 1515 nucleotides long. RefSeq names its product B3 domain-containing protein At5g60130-like. The record is from RefSeq and is a predicted model, not a curated record. Bases 370 to 1290 code for a protein of 306 amino acids. The transcript has 4 exons. Lineage: Eukaryota; Viridiplantae; Streptophyta; Magnoliopsida; Brassicales; Brassicaceae. Gene Ontology annotation, molecular function: DNA binding.